Messenger RNA from Vanessa atalanta (red admiral), 792 nucleotides. Its product is annotated as mite allergen Der f 7-like. The transcript has 5 exons. The record is from RefSeq and is a predicted model, not a curated record. Bases 27 to 770 code for a protein of 247 amino acids. NCBI's taxonomy places the organism in Eukaryota, Metazoa, Arthropoda, Insecta, Lepidoptera, Nymphalidae.
AGUUCUAAUUCGGAAACAAUAGAAACAUGAAGACUACUUCUAAAGCUUUGGUUCUAUUUUUUUUGGUAGUGGCGGCAGAGGCUAAUGUUAUUCAGAGCAAGAUAACUGCCCCAAAAUGGAACAACGGUUUAUCAGCGAAAGUCAACGACUAUGUCGAUGAGACUAUUUCAAUGAUAGGACCAUUUUUGCAACAAAAUGGCUUGGAUCCCAUGGAAUUGCCAGAAAUAGAAGAGGGUUUUGAAAUUAGAAUAGUAUUAAUCACAUACAGUGCAUGGCUGAAGCUCCACGAUGGACAGAUGACAGGACUUGUUAACGUCGCUCGCUCUGGAGAUCAGAAUGUCAACUAUUUCCAGAAAACCCUGCGCGUACGCGUACAAUUACGAUUCUCUGACCUUGAAUUCGCCUAUAGAUAUCUAGUUAAGGUGAUGAACAUAGGACCAACUGGUGGAAUUAUCGGAUCGCUUUCACACUUCGACAUUAUCGCUGACGUUUUGAUCGACUUCAAUACUGAUGAAAUUCAGUUACAACAGUUCUCCAUCGCCGAACGCGGACGCCUGCGUGUGCGACUCACUGGCAACAUAUUGUUUGACUGGCUACUAAAUCCACUGAUAACUAUAUUUACGACUCUCUUCAACGGUAUUAUAAUGAGUGUGGUAGAAUUAACCAUUCGCAAUGUGGCUCGUGGUGCCAUCGGUGCCAUUAACUCUAAUAUCCGUGAAGUUAUCGAUUUUAUUGAAUCGUUUUCUAAUAAUCAAAAUGUAUUAUUGUAAUUCAUAAAAUAAAAUAUGCAAA